UCUGGGGUGACGGUGGCGGGCGGGGCGGGCCGCGCCGAGCCGAGCUGAGGAGCGGCGGCAAAGUCCCGAUUCGGCUGCUGAAGAAGCGGCAGCUUCGGUUUUUAAUUCGGUUUUUAAUUCUCAAGGUCAGAUGCACGAGAGAUAAUUUUCUGAUGGUCUCGACACACAGCUUAUAUUUCAAAUUCUUCUCUUUGAAGAAGCCCUGUGAUCGACGUUCCUUUGGCGGUGAGGCACGAACCUGCUGCCCUGAGCGCUGCCUCGCUGUUCUCACAGUCCUGCAGCGCGCUGUUCCCCUGCAGCAUCAGGUCAACGUGAUGGGACCAAGCAAGCCACCUUUGUCUGAUGCUCCAUUUACACCCACUACCCAGCUGUACAGGAGUGAAGCAAAGUCUUUACGGACACAGCUCCAGUUUAAUACGAAUGUUCCAGCAGUUCCGGAAAACUUAUCUCUCAGAUUUUCUAACCCCCAUCCAAUUAUAAUAGAAAAACUGAAGUCGUCUAAUGAUCAGAGAAAUCUAGGUGGAAGUGAUGACCACAGUGUACAAAGCUCUGGCAUGUUUUCAGUGAUAUCUGAAGAGAGACUGAAAUUGGCCAUUCAUCUAGCCAAAAGGGACAUAAAACGAAGGCAUAUUGAAGAGCAAAUGAAACAACAGGUGUUUAGAGAUGCUGUCAAUAAAUCAUUGUUGGCCCAGAAGUCACAAGAGCAGAAGAACAAAGUAUCUGAAAGUCUAGAAAAGAAAAGUGGGCUUGAGUCUCAAACUCAGCUGAAAUAUCACCAGAAACUUGUCCAGCCUUCCAAAAUGAAGGCUACCACAUCUGGUGCAAAAGUAUAUUUCUACACACCAAAUGAGAGAAUGCUAAUACCAGCUGUUUUAGGCUCUUCACUCACCCAUAAUACAAGACCAGACCCCAAGACAAAUGUUAAAAUAAAGGAAAAUAAAAAUAUCCUUGAAAUCCAACGGCUGCAAAAAGAAUUAAGAAGUUGUGUCCAGAAAAUUGAAGACCUAACUAAAAAAGAGAGAGAUGAAGAAAACUUAGAUGCUGAUGAACAGCAACAAACUUUCACUCAAAGGCAGAAGCAAGCUGCACGAUCAGCUCAGAUGCUAUAUGUACUCCAGCAACAGGUGAAAGAAAUUCAGGAUGAUUUAGAAAAACUGAGUCCUCAUAAAAUCAAACAUACUAAAAAGUCCCGAGUAGUAUCCAGAUUGGCAGCAGCACACAGAGGAGCUAUACGAGCCUUGCAGGCAUUUGCCAAUCAGUUUACUGAUCAAACAGGGCAAUGGAUUCCUACCCACUACAAGGAGCUGGGCAGUCUCAUUCGACAGCUGUCACUCUGUUCUGCCAAACUAGAACUAGAUUCUUCAACUUCUGAUGUUAUAAUAGAUAUUUUGAUGCAAGUUGAGGGUCUGAUUUCAUUGCUGGAAGAGAAACAAACUCCCAAAAAAGUGAAGGAAUGUCUUUCAACAUCACGUGGCAAAUCUCCAGUGAACACUGUGACAUUUCCAGCCAGAAAACAGCUAACAACUCCAAAAGGAGAAAAUAAGCCUCUCAUCUUAAAGGAACAACAUGGACAAGAACCUAGAAAACCUCCAGCUGCCAGAGAUAAACAUCAAUAUGUUGCAAAGAUUUCGGCAGUUCAGAAGAUGAAUAAUCACAUUCAUAUGUUGCAUGAUAAAUUCCAGGAAGCAAAUGAUCUACCUGCUCCAGAAAGAAAUACCAUUUUGCAGGGAAGCCUAGAUGCACUAGUGAGAUCUAGAGCUGUAAAAAAAGAUCCCGUUCUUCAAAGUGGCUCUUUAAAGAAGAAAGACGUGUUAUUACCUACAAAAUCACAGGGAAUGCCUAAAUCUCUAAAACCAAGGCAAGUGCAGCUUCCAGGAAAGCAUGCUCGAUUUCAAGAAACAACUAUAGCUUUUCAGUUAAAAGAGAACAAACGAUUUGUUAAGGAGAGCAGCAUACCCUGGGUGCCUCCAAACACUACGUUACCUCCUGCUUCACCUAAACGACUAGCAUGGCGUGAAGCAGAAGCUUCAAGAAGAAGGAAAGUUCUGACUGAUCUUAACAGAAGAGAAAUGAAAAAAGUACGAAAGUUAAGGUUGCAAGGUGCUUCUCCAACUCAGUGUGCUGACAAAGUUGACAAAGCAGUAUGUAAGCACCUAGAACUUCCAUUGGAUAGGGCACAGCAGAUGAAUAUUUCCUUGGAAACAAACUGUCACUUGAAGGAUCCUUCAAUUAUAAGACGGUUUUCAACUCAAGCAGCUGAGAAGGUUGCAGCAAAUGCAGAUAUUCUCAGUGAAAAGGUACUGGAUGAUCUUUUGGAAGAUACUGCUCAGGAACUCUGGAAUAUGGAGCAGCAUAAGGGACUUCAGGCUGAGAAUCUGUUUCAGACUGAUGGUCCUAGUCUGGAAACAAUGUUGCAAAGAAUGGAAGAAAUUGAAAGAUAUCAGGAAACUGUAUGCAGGAGAUUCACCAAGAUUGUGUACAGUGAUUCAGAAUUCAGGGCCCAAGAGGAUAAAAUUAAUCAACAAAUGGCAUUAAUAGCUCAAACACCUACAUCUCCUCAUUCAAUUCAGAUAACCAAAUUAACUAGACAGAUAGAACCGGAAACUGACAUUUCAUUUGAAAAACUUUUUGAUGACAAUGGCAUGGACGAAAACAAAGAAGCUCAGGAGAAAUUGCUGACUGGAAAUGACAUUCUGCAGCCCUUGACUCAGAAUUCUGUGCAGAAAAAGUCUCAUGUUUCUUUCUCAGUUGCAAAGCCUAUGCUCCAGAGCAUUCUGGAUUAUAGCAGCAAAUACAAGCAUCACCUAAAACUUAUUUUCCAUGAAGCAGUAGGCAGCUUCAAUCCAUGGCAGAUUGCUGAAAGUCUUGCAGAGGAACUAACAGAUGAAGCCCUGCUUGAUGUGGCAGCAGAGCUGCAGGAUGUUUGUGAGGAUUAUGCUGAAGCUGUAUUCACAUCAGAGUUUUUGCAGCCAGCACAGUAAAAGGAGCUCCUUGACUGACACUCCUACCACAGUGAGAAAAGCUGCUGACCACUGGGGCUCCUGGGCACUACUGUGAUUUUAAUGUGGAAUAGAGAUUGGACUGGCAGAACCUUCCUUCUGAAAUACCUCACUGAGAAGAACUCACAUAAAUGUGAAGUGUUAUUUCAUUUCAAGUUGUAAGUACUGUUCUGUGUAGAAGGAAAUGUUAUGUAAGCUGGUAUUCAAAGUUCAGUGAUUACUUCCACCUGUUUAGUGGAGUUUGUCUCUCUCAUGGUCACAUUCCUUAUUGUUUUAUCCCUAGGAAGAUGUCUCUUUUCAUUGAAUAAAAUUGGUCACUGCUGCUGAGAGAUUUUUUAUUUUUAAUAUUUUUCUUUUUAAAAGCUCUUUUAAGCAGCUCCCUGAUUUGUCACGGUAUUUUUGAACUUGCAUAACCUUUUAAGCAAUUAUUACAAGCCUGGCUGUAAAAAUUGCUGAAUUCAGAGAUAAUUCGUGAGCUGUAUGAGUUUCCCUUAAAAUAAAUUCCAACUAUACUGCAAAUGUGCAAAUCUAGCUGUAGAUUCCAGCUUAACAAACAAAAAAAUUGCAUAAAAUUCCCACGGCAUUAAGGUUGUUGUCAGUUCUUACCUUUGCUUCAUUGUUCAUUUGAGGAAAGCAUACAUACACACAAAGGGGACACUGUGAUGGACUGGAGUACGUGUCUUUGGUGGACUGCUGCACCCAAGAGGGCGCUGCUGUUGCGGCUGAUGGUUCAAGCGGCCAAUAUGACACAGUUUUCUAGUGCGGGAAAGGAGCUGGGUGGGUUAAAUGGAUCUAUUCCAACUCGAGAUAUCCUGCAACUGAUUUUGUGACUGGUCACAGCUCAGGGAUGCUGGUGUUACUGGUCUCAGUCUGUAAGAGGUGACCAGGUAAAAAUUCCGUGGUGACCACUGCAGCUUCGGGCUAUAUUGGGCAGUGUUCUUGAUGUUUUCUACUUGGCUUAAAGGAGGCAUUGCACAAACAUGUCAUUCAUUUUUUUUCUGCGUCUGGGAAAACUGUGUGUCUCAGUGAUAAGUGCCUACCUGCAUGGCAGGAUGUGUACCAGGAGGAGGAGGGAGACUAGUCCCUGUUCUGAGCCUGGGUUUCUGGAGCAGGCCGGCUCUUUGGAGGAUACUGCAGGUGGGUAUUAAAUGGUCCACCAGACUGUAAGAUUAGUAUCAGAACUGGGGGAGGAAAUAACAAGAAUAAUAUAAGAAACAUGUUGAGUCUGACUAGCUCCUACUCAUCUGCUGUGGACUGUUUAAUAUAGGGAGAAAUGGUGGUGGUUUUUUUUCAGGACAUAGAUAAUAGUUUGUUGUUUGUUUUUUUUUUAAAUGGUACUUUGUAUGUGGUGGGAGCUGUAACUGAUGCCUACUUAGAGCUGAAGUCUUACUUGGUUAUAGAUUGCCAUAUACCCAGAGUUGCAGAGAACUCAGAGGGGCUAACUACCCAAGUAACGCCUUUGCUUCCUGCGGAUCUUUUGCAGCUUCACUUGAACUGUUUAUUACCACAGCCGUAAAAGUAUUCACAACUGACUGCUGACAACCUAAGGCUAGACUAACUGUGCCAUCUCAGCUGUGAGUGUCACUUAAUUAGCAAGAGCAGAUCUAACUUCAGUCUCAGUGAUGCAGAUGGCAUGGCAGGAUGGUGUGAAGGUCUCUAUUCUGCAGAGGGGAUAGCUACAGCCUUGGCUACCCUUGUUUUCACUGAACAUUACUAGGCCCAGGCAUUUGUCUAGUCUUAUGUGCCUGAUGUGAAUUUCUCACAGCUAUGCAUUCUGGUAUCAGUCAGUGCAGCCUUGGCGGUAAGGGCUGUAUGACACAAGAUUUGUGGUACCUGGGAUUAACUAGAGCUAGCAGCAACCUGGCAGGCAACACAACACCUAAGUCUGCUCCCCAACGCAUGUAUCUUUCUGCUAGAGAAUUUCCUGUGCCUCAGUACUACAAAAUCUUUGCUGGAACAAGUUUCCAUCAGUUGCAAUCUUCUGUUGUGUUUCUAUGGGUUAUGAUUUUGUUCCCUUUGUUUUUUGGCAGAGUGCUUCCACUCUCCUCUGGUUUGUUGGGAUCUGAUAUAACUUGUCUUUUUUUUUUUUUUAAAUUUUGGCUGUAGGUGAAAUAUAAACAAUGCAGAGAGAACUCUAAAAUGAUUUAAUGUUAUAGUGCCAAGAAUUGCCAUUUCUUGGAUCUUGGACAACUUCUCUGUUAGCUUCACUGGCAUGAGCAGUCACAGUUGUUGCUGCCAGAGAAUUUCUCAGUCAUUCAAAGUAAAACAGCAUAGUACAACCCAUUUCUAGUGAGUUACUGAUGUUCAGAUCUACCACCUGCUGUUUUCUCAGAUUCAAUGUAGUGUCUUCUCCUUAGAGCUGCCUCUUGAUUUCUCUGGUGACUUCAAGGUUAUAGCAGCUGAAAUCCAUCCUGACCAUUGCCCUCUUCUCAUCAGCUGCUUUGCUUGAGUCUGCAUACUCUGAAUCCCCAUACCUGCUGAUGGAACUGCACUCAGCAUCCCUGCUUCUUGAAAUAAGAAAAGAUUACUCUAACUUUGGUCAGACUGUGUGGGCUCUAGUGGACAGAGCUCCCAUUUCUCUUCCUUAGCAUUCUCCUGAUUUGGCCCUGAAGGCUGUUUAAACCAGAUAGAACUGGUGCCUGUGUCACUAGGCACAACUGAAUAGAAUCCAGACUUGAAUGUAAUCCAGGAGAUAUUAGCAACCAACUGAUUUUCGGCUUUUUCUGCAUAGGCCCUUAACCAUACAUCCAAAGCUGCUUUCCCUGUCCAGUUUGGGUAAGGUUGGCUUAUGUGGACAGCUGCUUCUCCCAGGGGGACAGUGGUGUCAGAAGAUAACAUUUUUCUCUGAGUUCUCAUCCUCUAAUGGCUCUUACAUAUGCCAUUGCCUAUUGCAUUGAUCUUGUUCUGCAGGAGUUAAUAUGUAAACUAUGUUUUAUACAAGGUUUGAUUUUAAUCAACAUCUUACAAUGCUAUAUAACCCAAUGAUGAUAGGAAGCAUCCCCUGAUAGAGGCUUUGUCUUCACAGAAGUUUCUCUGCUGUAUUGCAAGAAAAAGCACUUGAGUUACCAGUAAAUCUGAAUGUGUUUAGAAUUAAGAGAAAAUGUAUUUGGAUUUAGAUUAUUUUCUUAAAAAGCAGUUGGAAGUAAAAAUAUCUUUGAAGACAUUCCAGCUCAGGCUGUUGCCUAGUUUAUAUUUUUCUUACAUUAUUAUUUGGCUUUAACUCUUGGAGAGGUUCUAUAUCUCUGCUGUAAUGCAUGGAAAAGAGGCUGCGUGCCUUUAUCUACUGAAAGGAAAUAGUUGCACCAUCUGAAGCUUUUGCAGCACUUCAAAAGAAAGAAAAAUGUUCUAGAGGUUUACAUUUUCAAGGGCUGGCAGUUGUCUGCUUUCAAAGUUCAGGACAGCACAGAGUAAUUCUUCCCCUUUCCCUUGGAGGAAUUGUAGUUCUUAUUGCCUUCAAAGGCUGCAGGUAACUGCCUGCUCAGGCAGCCAUAGGAAAACCUUUUGUUUUUUUCCAGACUGGACAGCAAAAUAGCUGUUCAGAGUGAAUGUGUCAGAACUGUUGCUUGUGAACAACAACGAAGGUUAUGCUUUCUCAUAUCUAGAGAUGUGCUUUGCUACUGUGCAAAGUAGUAGCUUUCAGAAAGCUUUCAGCUUUCUUUGGGAAGAAUUAUGGGUGGGGAGACAGCACAUCUGCAGUGAUUCCAAGAUGAUAGUCAUGAUGAUAGAGAAGAAUGCUCUGUAAAAGUAUAUUCUUUGAGUACACUGAACUGGUAUGAUUUGUAUUAAAAAAAAAGUUGAACAAUGCCAUCAGAUUACAUUCUUCUUUUAAUAGUUGGGUCAAAAUUUGACUUUAAAAUGUGUUUUCAUAGAGGCAUUAAUUUGAUAAAAGGCAAGGACUGCAUGUUAUUGAAGGUGUGCUUUAUCUAAGAAGCUGACAAGGAAAAGCGGCGUUAUCUGUGUAACUGGUACAGCAGCAGUACCUCCUACCCCAAGUACCAGCCUUUGCCUACUAUCAUAUUAUGCAAACGUAGUAGCUUGGGAUAUAUCUUGUAGUCUGCCAUCACUGCAAGGUUUAAAUUUGUUCUUUGUUACGUAAGUUGAAUGGACUUAUUAUUUUUUAAUUAAGAACCUCUGAGCAUGGUGAGCAGAGCUUUGGGAAUACAAACCUGGACUUGAAUGCUGCCUCUAGCCAUGCUGCUUUGAUUUCUGUGUCUUCAAAAGGGAGUACAGGACAAAGGAUGGGGAAAUUUAACAUUUACCCUAUCUGAGUAUUUAUGUUCUCUAUACAGUUCAAAUUCUCAGGGCAUUUUAGAAGAAAAAUUAUUCCUCCAGUAAUAUUAGCCAAACGUUUUUAGAGCACAGAAUACAGUAGUUUUUGAAAGCAAUUUGUAUAAUUUGAAUCUCAUGCAGAUGUUAAUGCCAAAAUUUUUGCAUCUUGUGUCUUCUAAGGAAAAGUCUAAUUUCACGUAGUUCAGUAUUUGCACUUACUGAGAAGAUAACACAAUGCAAAAAUCUUACUGAUAAAAUGAUUUUGGAUAAAUUGUGAAGACAUUCUGUUUAAAAGACUGCAUUGUUUUGUGUCUGCAUAAAGUGCUUCACAUCUCUAAAUAGAAGGCAGGUUCUAUUCCUUUCUCUCCCAGUAAGAUUUGAGGAGUAUGAAAAAGAAAUCACCUUCACUUUAAUGUCGGACUGGUUAUUAAAUUGAGUGCAGUUAAUGAAGGACGGAAAUGUUAACAUAGAUAAUAGCCUCAUGGGAGUCUCCCUGGUUGUGUCUUACCUGCAAACUAAAUUCUUCAAAGCCCUAGAAAAACUUCUCAUGGAAAAUUCUGUUCAGGUGAUUGUAAGAAUCUGUUUUGGUGUGGCUUCUAUGUGAAAGCUAACAUGGAAACUGUUAGGUUGACACCUCUGGAAAGUUACUGUGGUCCAUGUCUGUCCAGACUGAAUGCAAAUAUGGAAAGGAUGAAGACAUUAAAAAAGCUACAGUGCAGGUGGGAUCAGUGUCUGGUUUGUAACAAAUAUAUCCCUGGACACGCGUCACUGAUAGAUUCUUGCUAGCAUGAGCCUCUUGUAUGGGUAGCUUUCUUGAAACAAUGCUGAAGUGAUGCAUAACUCUUGUGCUGGCUUUCUGCACAGGUGACAACAUCACCAUUGGAAAUGAGAGAUGAAAUUCUGCCCCUGUGUAUGCUCACUUUGAGUUCAGAGAAGUUGCACAGGCAGAAAGCAAAGUUUAGUGCAUGCUUGCUCUCAAUAACAGAGAAGACAAAUGCUCUUUGUCCCUUUCAUGCUGUUGUCAUGAUAGGUUUUAUGAUAAACAUACAUUUGUCGUACAUUUGAUAGCUGUAGAUAAUAAUGCAUUUUCAAAUGCUUGUUAAAAGUAAGCUGCAGUCUGUUUUUUGUUCUGCUUUCUACUCCAACUGGUACUGGGUUAGCAUGAAAUUAAACUAGAUAUUUUAAUCCUGUUUAUUACUGGCCUGCUCCUUGAUAGGUCACAUCUAUUCAAGACAAACGGUUUGGAAAGUACUACAACUGUAGGGAGCAGCACAGAGUAAGUAGUGCAGUACUCCCUUCAAAUUUAUCCCCAUCUUUCAGAUGUUUUUCUGCUGAGCUAGUAUUUCCAUCAUACCCAUGAAUAUAUUAUCCAUGGUCUUUCUUUGGGAUUGCUUAAUUGGGCAGUUUAGUGACAUUACAGCAUUUUUGAGAAACCAAUUGUGCAGUCACAUCUUUCAGCUGGGGCUUGAAGUGAAACAGCAGAGGCAAUGAGGCUCCAGCCCAAACUUUCCACCGUGGAGCUGUCACCCAUAGAUGUAGUAGCAUAAAUUACAGUUAGCUUACUGGCGCUUGACUUUGGGGUGAAAAUUACUUGGAGUUGUGACUGUUCCACUUAUGCUUCAAACAAAGCCACUUAACAUUCCCUGGGGUUUUAAACAUUGUACUCAGUAGUAUUUGCUUUGAUUGCUUGAAUGAACUUUUUAGUAACGUGAGUGCAAAUUAAAUAUUUAUGUUUGUACCAACCAACCUACAGCUGGAAAGCCUCUAAGUUGCAUUAGGUCCCCGUUGCCUUGUUUGCUUGGCUCUUAAACUGUAUGCUUUCUUGGGCAAAACUUUUGUUUAUUGAGCUUUAUUUGUGGUGUACUGACUGCCACGCUGUAACUAAAUACAGCCCCUCAGCGUUUUUCUGCCCGUCUCCUCCCAUUAUUCCUGUGAGUCAGGCAUCCACUUCUUGCGCUGGGUUUCUCCCAGUUCUUAGGAGAUGGGGAGGAGCUGGCUGCUCUCUGUUUUCCCCUUGGAAGCGUUAGUGAAAGCGAGGGACGCGAAGGGAGAGAAAACAAGUUAUGCCUUGAAAGUUCCCUGCUUCAGCUUGUGCAGCAGAGCGCUGACUUCCAAGGCAGUGUCUUGCAGCAGUUCAGCCGCGGCAUCCGCGCAGGGCUGG
Molecule: messenger RNA, 9429 nt
Organism: Phasianus colchicus (ring-necked pheasant)
Lineage: Eukaryota; Metazoa; Chordata; Aves; Galliformes; Phasianidae
Source: RefSeq, a predicted model, not a curated record